UCUCACUCGUGCAGUGCCUUCAGAAAGUAUUAUAGAGAGAGAGACAACAUGUCUAUUCCAGAUCAGCAUAUCCAUCCAAGUGCGACUGGUGAGGCUGCGAAAGUAGUAGCGGCGCACCAGGCUCCUGAAGAGGUUGUGUUCUACAGUGGAUGGUUCUGUCCUUACGUGCAACGAACGUGGAUCGCUCUUGAGGAGAAAGGCAUUCCAUACCAAUAUAAGGAGGUCAAUCCGUACAAGAAAGAAAAGCACUUCCUAGACAUUAACCCGAAGGGUCUUGUCCCAGCUCUUGAAUAUCGAGGGAAGGCACUCUACGAAUCACUCAUCCUAUGCGAGUUCCUCGAAGACCUCUAUCCAAACAACCCACCCUACCUUCUCCCACACGACCCAUACGAUCGGGCGUUCGUUCGCAUCUGGGUGGACCAUAUUAGUAAGCGUGUAAUCCCGGCGUUCAUGCGUCUCUUGCAGUCCCAGGAGCGUGAGAAGCAGGACGAGGCGAGAAAGGAUUUGUAUGAAGGUUUGAGACAGCUUUCUGAGAAAUGCAAAGGGCCGUAUUUCCUUGGUGCGGAGUUGAGCUUGGUGGAUGUGGCAAUUGCACCGUGGGUUGUGAGGGAGUAUGUUAUCACUGAAAAUCGUGGAUACAAGAGGAGUGAAGUUUCGGAUGCGUGGAACGAGUGGGCAGGUUUGUUGGAGAAGAGGGAGAGUGUAGUAAGGACGACCAGUGAACGAGCGUAUUAUGCGGAGAUUUAUGGACGGUACCUUCGGGACGAAGCGCAAAGUGAGGCAGCAAAAGCUACCAGGGCAGGAAGAAUCAUUCCUUAAGCUGGCUGGAGGGAUGACAAAUAAUACUGUUGCAUUUGAGUGAGCAUUUCAGGUAGUAAUCAAACAACUGUCAUAGUAUUUGCACUGUGAAAAGGCAGAAGUAUAGUGUCGAACAAUGAAAGAAAAAGAUUAAAGAACUCGUCGA
Messenger RNA from Fomitiporia mediterranea MF3/22, 964 nucleotides. RefSeq names its product glutathione-S-transferase. Lineage: Eukaryota; Fungi; Basidiomycota; Agaricomycetes; Hymenochaetales; Hymenochaetaceae. Gene Ontology annotation, molecular function: glutathione transferase activity. The coding region runs from base 49 to 819 and encodes 256 amino acids. The transcript is spliced from 4 exons. Gene Ontology annotation, cellular component: cytoplasm. The record is from RefSeq and is a predicted model, not a curated record.